AUGUCCAGUGCUAUCUCCAAUAAUGCGUCUGGCGUCGUGCGCCCACGCGCUACUCCCCUGCAGUCCAACUCCAAGGCAGAUGUGAGCCUCGGGCCGGCUGCGUACAAGCUGGCUGCGGACGCCAGUGGCCGCUCUACUCCGGUCCCGGAAGAUGCACCCCCUUCAGCGCAUUCGAUCUCAACUGCGCGGAAGCAGGUGCGAGCUCGAAAUCGCCUCUUCUAUACAAUUGACUACGUACCCCGCGUGUCCCACUUUGAUCCCGAGAGCGACUACCAUAACUUCCGCGGCUUCUUCAUCCUUUUCUGGAUCUCGUUGUUUAUCAUGGUGGUCACCACCGUUUUGCGCAAUGUCAAAGAUACCGGGUAUCCACUGCGAGUGCGGGUUUGGAGCUUGUUAGGCGCCAACGUGUGGGAAUUGGCCUUGAGUGAUCUGGUCAUGGUCGCGAGCUCCGCGCUUGUCCUACCAAUGCACAAGAUGUAUCGAAGCGGUCCGCGCUGGCUUCGUUGGGUUCGCGGGGGAGUGAUCAUGCAGAGUGUCGGGGAAGCGAUCUGGCUAGCUGUAUGGGUCAACUGGCCGUUCAUGCGUAUUUGGACUUGGACUGCCCAAGUGUUCUUCACACUCCACCUGUUGACGAUUCUCAUGAAACUGCAUUCAUAUGCUUUCUACAAUGGCCAUCUAAGCGAGAUCGAGCGCCGACUUUCUGACCUGGACAGGUCGGAUUCGAUAGCGCUGAGCUCCCCCAUUGCAGUUCACUACCCAGACCCUCACGGACGACGGCCAUCAUUGAAGCCGCAGCAUGACAAGAACGCUCCCGCUGAAUCGCUGCCCCGUCUGCGCGAAGAUCUGGCUACAGAACUGACUUCACCUCUGGGUAACAUCUCCUACCCUCAAAACCUUUACGUAGCAAACUAUGUGGAUUACCUUUUCUGCCCGACCCUGUGCUACGAGCUCGAAUACCCCCGUCGAAGCCACCGGCGCUGGUCAGAGAUUACAUAUAAGACCAUGGCCGUGUUUGGUUGCAUCUUCCUGUUGACACUGACAAGCGAGGAGUUCAUCCUACCUGUCCUCAACGAAGCCCAUCUCCAGCUUGAAACUGUCACCAGCAUGGCUGAUAAGGCGCUGGUCUUGGCUGAGACUAUCAGCAUGCUUCUUUUCCCCUUCAUGAUUACCUUCCUGCUGGUAUUCCUGGUAAUCUUUGAAUACAUUUUGGGCGCGUUCGCCGAACUGACCCGGUUUGCGGACCGACACUUUUACUCCGACUGGUGGAACUCUUGUGACUGGCUUGAAUUCUCCCGCGAGUGGAAUGUCCCUGUCCACAAUUUCCUCUUCCGCCAUGUCUACUUCCCUUCCCGUACCUACUUCUCGAAACCCAUCGCUAUGCUCAUUACCUUUUUGGUUAGCGCCUUGUUCCACGAGCUCGUCAUGAGCUGCAUCACCAAGAAGCUACGUGGAUACGGCUUCAUUUGUAUGAUGCUACAAUUACCCAUCGUGGCAGCCCAGAAAUCCCCUUUGAUCCGGGGCCGAACGGUUCUCAAUAAUGUUGUUUUCUGGUUCUCGAUGAUCCUUGGUCUUUCAUUGAUGUGUGUACUCUAUGUCUUGGUCUAA
Penicillium maclennaniae is the source of this 1605-nucleotide messenger RNA. Its product is annotated as putative sterol o-acyltransferase (APE2). The record is from RefSeq and is a predicted model, not a curated record. Gene Ontology annotation, molecular function: ergosterol O-acyltransferase activity. Gene Ontology annotation, cellular component: endoplasmic reticulum membrane. Gene Ontology annotation, biological process: ergosterol metabolic process. The transcript is spliced from 6 exons. NCBI's taxonomy places the organism in Eukaryota, Fungi, Ascomycota, Eurotiomycetes, Eurotiales, Aspergillaceae. Bases 1 to 1605 code for a protein of 534 amino acids.